AUGAAUAUCGAUAGUUGGCUAAUACCAUUACCAUUGAAUGAUUCUCAACAACACGAUUUUAAUCUUUGUCAAGAAAAAUUACAAACACUUCUCAAUAUACCACUACGUGUAGAUUGUCUACCAAGUGAAAUAUUACUAACGAAUUCCACUCAACAAACAACAUUAACAUUGAAUAAUCGUAAUCCAUUAAAAAUGUAUUGGCAAAGAAAUUUAAAUGAAUUACGCUUAUUUUUAAAACCAAAUCAAACAAAACUCGAAGCAAAUCUUAUUGAAAUACAUAAACAUAGACGUUUACAAAUAACACGUUAUGUUAAACAAAAUUUAUUUCAAUCCUCAGUUCGAAUAUCAUUUUCACAAAUGUCAACAACUAACAAUCAUCUAUUGUUAUUAACUAUAGCUGGAAAACAUUGUAUUUUAGAAUUACAAAUACCAUCCAUAGACAAUGAUUUUAUCUAUCGUGGUACAUACAGAAAAGUUGGUGAAGAUGCUCAACAACGAUCAGUUACAACACUAUUUAAUUGUACAAUAUAUAUAGAUAAAGAAAUGGCAUUAGUACUUAGUCAAUAUGGUCUAUGUCGAAUAAUAUCAUAA
Molecule: messenger RNA, 591 nt
Organism: Rotaria socialis
Lineage: Eukaryota; Metazoa; Rotifera; Eurotatoria; Philodinida; Philodinidae
Source: the annotation of a GenBank genome assembly